Messenger RNA from Chelmon rostratus (copperband butterflyfish), 2173 nucleotides. RefSeq names its product N-6 adenine-specific DNA methyltransferase 1 (gene hemk2). Gene Ontology annotation, molecular function: S-adenosylmethionine-dependent methyltransferase activity; protein methyltransferase activity. Gene Ontology annotation, cellular component: eRF1 methyltransferase complex. The record is from RefSeq and is a predicted model, not a curated record. NCBI's taxonomy places the organism in Eukaryota, Metazoa, Chordata, Actinopteri, Chaetodontiformes, Chaetodontidae.
GCUACAUUAGCAAACCGACAUGGCUUUAACUUCCAGGCGAUAGUGAAGCAUGUUAGCGGUGUUUUGUAGUAAACCUGACUCAAGCGUUAAAGAACAACACGGUGCCAGUGUUGUGACAACACGAACAGUUACUGACAGUUACAUGUUUACUCACUCAGUGCUGACGAGCCGGUAGCGAGUGCAGGCGGUUAGCGGCGCUGGAAGCUCACUGUUGAUCACAGAUGUCCUCCAGCCGUGCAGCGAACAUGUCGACAAGUUAUCCCACACCUGUUUACCGACACGCCGGACGAGGAGACUUUCGGGACGUUGACGAGCCGGCGGAAGUCCUGUCGAUUGACGCCCUGGAGAAAGACGCCGAGCGGCUGCAGCUGAUGAGCCCUUGUGUGUGUCUGGAGGUGGGCAGCGGCUCAGGAGUGGUGUCUGCAUUCCUGGCAUCGGUGGUCGGCCCUUCAGCUUUGUAUCUUUGCACUGAUGUGAAUCCUGCAGCAGCGCAGUGCACAGCAGAGACGGCCUCCUGCAACAGCAUUUCACUGCAGCCUGUCAUCACAUCCCUGGUGGAGUGUCUUCUGCCCCGCCUUCAUGGUAAAGUGGACGUCCUGCUUCGACGUGUGCUUCUCUUCCAGGUUGGCGGCACGGGUAUCGAGGCCGCCUGGGCUGGAGGGAGGCGAGGAAGAGAGGUGACCGACAGAUUUCUGCCCCUGGUGGCCCAGUUGCUCUCCGGUAAAGGGUUAUUUUACCUCAUCACCAUUGCUGAGAAUGAUCCCGAAGAGAUCGUCCGUUUGCUGGGCCAGUGUGGCUUGAGGGGAGAGUCCUGCUUGUCUACAAGAGCUGGAAAUGAGAGGCUGUCUGUCCUGCGCUUCCACAGGAGCCAACAAACACAGAACUGUCACAAAUAAAUGCUCUGACACUUUGAACUGAUCAUCAGCGACUGGAAGCAUGUUCAGGCUAUCACUGGGCACAGUGGCUGGGUGAAAAGGACUGAGGUGCCUGUAAUGUACUGGUGUAUUUGAAGCAUCUCUAAAACAAUAACAAUCAAAAAAAAUGCUGCACAAUUUGACUCUCUGCAUUUACCCAGGCUGGUUUAAUCAUGAAAUACCACUUUCAGCUAUACAGAUGUUGACAAAAAUUCACAAUUAUACUAACACUGUCCAUCUGGACAGCAUUGCAAGUUGGACCAUUUUCCAAUUUAGAGGUUAAUUCCAGUGCAACUAACAUUUCUCAAAAUAUACCAGUGGAAUGUUUUGUUUCAAGUAUGAUGUCUGAAAUGCUGCUAUCUCUUCUAUACAUUUUAACACGCUCUAACCAUCCAUCUACCAAACUCAGCCUGACAUGAAAUGAGAAAAAAGGACAGUUUGGGGUAGUGGAAAAGUAAAAAUGAGCAUCUUGACCUCAGCUGAUGCUUUGAAACUCUUUUUGUUAGUGUCUCCUCUGCGUUAUAAAACCAGUUUGAAGUAAACUGUUGUCAGCGCUGGUUAAUGGCUGAGCUGGAUGCGUGCUCUUUAACUCUGAGAAUUCGACUUCCAGGCGAUGCGUCCGUCCUGUCCGAGCCUGACCGCGCCACUGGCCACCAGCUCCAGAGCGGCAGGGAAGGCUCGGUGCUCGGCCUCUCUGAUUCUGUCAGACAGGCUCUCCUCCGUGUCGCCGCCCAGCACGGGUACCGCCUCCUGCGCGAUGAUGGCUCCAGCAUCCACCUCUUCCUAAACACGGAACAAAACAACGGCGACUCGUUCAGUUCACGAAAACGCUGACAGUAUUUCCACAGUCUGUCACACUUACUGCUACAAAGUGGACCGUGCAGCCAGCAACCCGCACCCCAGCCUGGAGAGCCUGCUUCUGGGCAUUCACGCCCUUGAAUGAGGGCAGCAGGGACGGGUGGAUGUUCAGCAGCUUUCCUGAGACAAUAACAGACAAACGCUGAAUGAAAAAGACCUUCCUGUGACCCACAAGAGCUUCAUGCUUAUUCAUGUAAGAAACUUAGACCAAACUGUUUUCACACCGUUCCAUUUCUUGACAAAAGUCCCCGUGAGGAUCCUCAUGAAUCCAGCCAGGCACACCAGCUCCACCCCAAAUUCCUCCAGCACGCGAUCAAUGGUGCCGUCGAACUCGGCUCGGCUCCCGUACAGUUUGUGGUCCACCACCUGGAGACCGGACACACAAACUACUGCUGCUACAA